Molecule: messenger RNA, 1257 nt
Organism: Symbiodinium natans
Lineage: Eukaryota; Dinophyceae; Suessiales; Symbiodiniaceae
Source: the annotation of a GenBank genome assembly
AUGGCCGAGAACAUUGUUUUUGCUCCUCCCAGGUCGUCCUUGGGACACGAGUCUGACGACCAGCCCAGCUUCAGGAGUCUUCCGGUGACGGCCCUGCCAACUUUGCAGCAAGCUGCCUACCCAGAUUCUGGAGCCGAUGGAGAGGAUCAGGGCUCUUCUGCGGCGCGCGUGGCGCUCCCGGAAGGCAGCCACGGCUGCGGUCGAGACACCGCGAUUGGCCAGGUUGCAGCAGUAUUGGAGAAGCGGGAGCAAGAGAUCGCAAGGCGCUUGGCCGCUUUGGAGGCUGCCAACCAAGACAGCCCUGCAGGAGCAAGUACGCCAACGCCAAAGCCGACGUUGAGCGGAAGAGAGGCUUCGCAAGGGAGAGCCGAGCCGAGCGCUGGCGCCGGUGAGGCUCCCGGCUGCCAUUUCCCGGCCUUUGCGGCUCCCAGGCUACGCCAGGAAAAGAUUGACUGGGAGGUGCCUCAAAGCAUCCUGGACCGGCUUGCGCUGGCCUACGAUGAGGAUCCGCAGGCUGCGCGUCGUACACCGCAGCAGUCGAGGUUUGCCUGGACGGGUGUAGUUGACGCAGCCAGGGCUGCCUGGAUCGGUGGGACGCAGCUUCUCCAAUACGGGGAGCUUCUCCCAGCUGGUACCGAAAAAGCCUUGGCUGUCAUGGCGCCAGGCUUGCACUUUCUGCCACUGGGCACGCCUGGCCGAAGCCACGAGGUGGCGCUGGAGCUGGGAAUGGGUCGUGGGCGUGUGGCCCUGCAUCUAUUCUUGGCAGGAGCCACCGUCUUAGGUGUCGAGCUGGCCUGGCAGCGUUUCGCUCUGGCAACGGAGGCUGCGGAGCGUCUCGGCCAUCGGUGUCCAGACUCUUUCAGCGUGAGCUAUCUCGAUGCAAAGUUUCGGCUGGUUCGCGUGGGUGGACCGCAGCAUGCUUUCUUGGAGGCACGCCACGGUGACUUCCUCAAGCUGGUAACACCCGAGGAGGUGGCAGCGGCCACGCUGAUCUUCCUACAUGUUUGCUUGCCUGCAGCCUCCUGGCCGAGCCUCAGGCAGUUUCUUCAGCGCUGCCAGCCUGGCUGCAGAGUGCUGAGCUACGAGGACUUGCGCAUCAUCUGGAAAGGCGAGAAGGGCGACUUCCCUUUUCAGGACAUCGCAGCCCCAGCCCUCGCCUGCAGCUGGGCGCCCGAAGUGGGGCACAGGUUCUUCUGCUAUCAGCGCCGGGACCUGGAGGAGGAAGUGAUCCCGCUGGCAAGGUCCGGAGUUGGCUGA